ACUUGCGACGCAGGCGCAGAGGCUGGGCGUGCAGCCGCCGCCGCAGAGCCGGAGCGGGGGCCGCCGGCGCCGUUUGGCUGCCAUAGGCGUGGUAGGAGUGGGACUUGUGAACCAAGGGAUGGCCCUACCUGACGUCUGGAAUACUCUGGAAGGGGCCUUGUGUGACGUGGGCUUGGAAAAGUGUAGGCUGAUGGGCAUUGUCUCCUGGUAACUUCAGGGAAUGUCUUGAUUGUCCCAGCAUCCCUCUCUACCUGCCAACAUCCUGUAUUAGAGAACUUGUGGCCGGAGGUGUGGCUGUGGAGAGCUGGCCGGGGAGGGACGCUGCUCAGCUGCUGCUCUGCUCCUGUCUCCUGUCCCCUCCCCCGGUCAUGACAGAGACCCGUGAGCCAGCUGAGACUGGGGGCUACGCCAGCUUGGAAGAAGAUGAUGAAGACCUUUCCCCAGGCCCCGAGCAUUCCUCUGAUUCAGAAUACACUCUCUCAGAGCCGGACUCCGAAGAGGAAGAAGAUGAGGAGGAGGAGGAAGAGGAGACCACUGACGAUCCUGAAUAUGAUCCUGGCUACAAGGUGAAGCAGCGCCUUGGCGGGGGCCGUGGUGGCCCAUCCCGCCGGGCCCCCCGUGCAGCCCAGCCCCCGGCCCAGCCUUGCCAGCUCUGUGGCCGCUCACCCCUUGGGGAGGCCCCACCGGGAACCCCACCCUGCCGGCUCUGCUGCCCUGCUACAGCCCCCCAGGAAGCACCAGCCCCUGAAGGCAGGGCCCUCGGGGAGGAAGAGGAGGAACCACCUCGGGCUGGGGAGGGCCGACCAGCUGGGCGGGAGGAGGAGGAGGAAGAGGAGGAGGAGGGAACCUACCACUGUACGGAAUGUGAGGAUUCCUUCGACAACCUGGGGGAGCUGCACGGGCACUUCAUGCUGCAUGCCCGGGGUGAGGUGUAGGCAGAGCCCCCAUACGGGGAGCUUGGCAGAAGGGGUGGGGUGGGAGGAGGGGGCUGAGGAAAUUGGGGUUGUGACAGUGGUCAUGGGGGAUGGGGUACUGCCGGUCUGUGUUGUCUUAGAAGUAGAUGUGUGAUGGCCAGAAUAAAAGCCAAAAUCUGUAUCUGUGUGUGUUGGUUCAGAGUGUGUGUGUGUGUGUGUGUAUUCCCGCCCGUGUGUGUGUUUGUGUGUGUGUGUGUGUGUGUGUAUUCCCCCUGGGCUCCUUCUUGGGGAACCUUGGGGUCUUUUGGGAAAGAUAACAUUUACUGCGUGCUUGUAUUCGAUGAGGUUUCCAUGUAUUUACUUACAGACCCCAUAAUGUAAAGGCUCUAAUAAUAGAAUUUUGUUUCUCACUCA
Messenger RNA from Homo sapiens (human), 1328 nucleotides. It is a transcript of the gene ZNF428, whose product is annotated as zinc finger protein 428. The record is from RefSeq and is a predicted model, not a curated record. NCBI's taxonomy places the organism in Eukaryota, Metazoa, Chordata, Mammalia, Primates, Hominidae. The transcript is spliced from 4 exons. Bases 369 to 935 code for a protein of 188 amino acids.